Messenger RNA from Polistes dominula (European paper wasp), 1255 nucleotides. RefSeq lists its product as uncharacterized. The record is from RefSeq and is a predicted model, not a curated record. Lineage: Eukaryota; Metazoa; Arthropoda; Insecta; Hymenoptera; Vespidae.
ACUGAUUAAAUGCGAUUACUUUCUUCCGGCUUCGUAAUGUAAGCUCACCAAAGUCGCCAUUUGUAAAAGUUUCCUUGAUCACUGAGCGUUGAGCACCAAGAAACAUCCUAGGGAACGUUUGGAGAGGCUAUAUUUAAACCGUAAAAUAUAUCAUGGAAGUAAUAGAAUGUCAAUAUAGGUUGGGAAAUUAUAUUUAUACUAUCAGAGACUCUAAGGAUGUACAUGCUAAAUUGAAAAGUGAUCCUGUUUUUAUUACAGAGUAUAUUAAAUUAUAUGGUAAUCAUAUGGAAUUUGGAGUACAAAGUGUAAAAAUACCAACAGCAUGCUCGAUUUUAGAUACUGGAUUCGUUUGGACAAAAAAAGCAACGUUUUUGCUUAUAGAAGAAUACUAUGCUAGAAAAGAAAAGUUUAAAGAUACUACGAUAAAGAAGAAAUCAUUGUGGAAAGAAAUAGCACUUGUAUUUGAAAAGAAUAAUUAUUAUGUUUCUCCAUUAAAUUUAGAUAAAAAAUUUAGAAAUUUAAAAAGAACUUAUCUUAAAAUUCGCGAUAACAUUAAAAAAUCACCUAAGGAAAAGGUUAGAAUUACGUGGGGAUAUUACGAAUAUUUAAAAACUAUUUUUGAAGAUUAUAAUGUAGAUAACUAUAGUACGACAAAUAAAAUUGUAGUUAAGACUGAAGAUGAUGAAAAGAUAUCAAAAAGUAUUGUUCAUAAUGAAAACUCGUUAUCUGGAAAAUCUGUAGAGGAUGAUGAUUCUAUUUUAAUAUUAUCCGAUCAAUCAGAUCAAUCAGAUCAGUCAGAUCAAUCAGAUUAUUAUAAUAAUACUAAACAAAUUAUUGAUUAUGUAAAACCAAUUAAUAUACAGAAAAGAGUUAAAUUAAGGACGCAAAGAAAGAGACAAGUAAAAAAUUUUAGAGAAGAACGUCUUAGUUUAGAAAAAGAAAAGAUCAAAGAGCUUAGACGUUUGCGAGAGGCUAUAGAAAAUAAUAAUGAAAUACAGAGAGAACGUAAUCAAUUAUUCUCAUCUUUUAUAAUGAAUAUAUCAUAUGAAACAUUAAACGAAUAUAAGUUUGGAACUUCUUAUGAGAAAGCAUAAAUAAUAUAAAUUUAUAUUGCGAACAGGGUAUCAAAUGUGAGUAAGAAUAAAUUAUUAUAAAAGUAUAUCUUUAUGAGAUCAUUUUCUCAUUAUUAAUAAAUUUGAAUUUAAUCAAAAUCGAACCAAAGCUGUCCGAUUUGACCUAAUUUAUUUAUAAAUUA